UAUGAAAUAUUAAGGGCUCCCUCCCACUGCUGAAGCCCUGGCUUCGAGUCCCUUAGAUCUGCACGAGCCGGCUUCCAGGUGCGGAACAAACGCCACAGCAAGUAGGGUGGAAGCACAGUGAAUACCAACGUCACUCGAACCGGCGUCUUUCACAAGGGCCUACUUGCGGUGAAAUACUGUGAAAGCAGGGUUGAAGAGGAAACAACGUAGAGCACACUCGGGCAGAAAUGAGCACACACCGAGCGUGGCCGGCAGGAAGUAGGGCUUGGCUGUUUUCCGAGAGCAAGAGGACGUCCUACAAACGCGGGGAAAAAGCUUGUGGGCUGCGGUUUGGGGCCCGCCUGCCUAGUGACUCGAGGGUGUGAGGGUGCGCAUGUGUACGUCGCUCGCCGGGUGAAGGCAGCACCACCUCCACCACAUGCGUCCAGACCGGAGCCUCACUCCCCGUGCCUCCAGGAAGCUCUCAGGCUACAAUGCUCCAGGACCCGAAAAUAACUACACAGAUGCGAGGAAGAAGGCCAAGGCCCAGGGCCGUACUCCCCACCCUUUUUAUCGCUGCUAGCAAAAACGCUCGAAACCCAGCCUAGCGCCAACCCUUUAUAGCCAGUCCCCCGAGCCCCGCCUUAGCAACUGCUCCUAGCAACGUCAGGCCCUCCAGCUCAGCAGCCUUAUCCGCCUCAGCCAGGUCUUUCGCGUUCCCUCCCCGGCCCGGCCAGCCUCACGUGACAGCCCCAGGCGAAGGGAGGGGCUCGCAUGGACGGGCGGGGCGGGGCGCCGGAAGGCGAGUGUGGCGUCAUCCGGGAGCGACCGGUGUGUAGUCACCGUGCCGAGCGUUUCCGUCGCUUUGUGGGUUCCCGAGUAGGUGAAAAUGGAGGAAACAGGGCCGCUUGUGUGGAUUCGCGGCCCCGGCUGCAGCUGCAAGGCAGUGUACUGUACCCCGGCUCGGUUCUCCGUAGGAGACGUUAUCCACCGACACUGCCAGCAUCUGGAUGUACCUGUGGAAUGCUUCUUUGUGAAGUGCAACGGAGCACUUAUUAGCACCAGUGGCCCAGUACAGCAUGGAGCUGUUUAUAGUCUGGAACCUAGACUUCGUGGUGGGAAAGGAGGUUUUGGAUCUAUGCUCCGAGCACUUGGUGCUCAGAUUGAGAAGACAACCAAUCGGGAAGCUUGCCGCGACCUUAGUGGAAGGAGAUUGCGAGAUGUCAAUCAUGAAAAAGCAAUGGCUGAAUGGGUUAAACAGCAAGCUGAGCGGGAUGCUGUGAAGGAGCAAAAGCGCCUGGAGCGGCUGCAGCGGAAGCUUGCAGAACCCAAGCACUGCUUCACUAGCCCUGAAUACCAGCAGCAAUGCCAUGAGAUGGCUGAGCGCCUGGAGGAUUCUGUCCUCAAAGGUAUACAAGCUGCCUCCAGCAAAAUGGUAUCAGAAGAAGUCAGUGAGAAUCGAAAACGGCUUAACAAAUCACAAACAGACCAAGGAGUCAGUGCAAAGAAAAAGAAAUGCUUUUGGUUGGGCAUGGAAGGACUGGAGGCUGCUGGGGGAUCCAGCUCUGAGAGUUCGGAUGGUGACAAUGAAGAAGUACCUAGUACUUCGGGAAUGAGCUUCUCCACUCCAAAAAACAGCAGGAAUUGUAUUGAAGUGACAGCCAAAUUUCCCAGCGGUGCUCAGAGGGCAAGAGAAUUGACUGAAGACUCUGAAUCAUCAGAAAAACAGCAGAGCACUGUAACUGAUCCUAAGAGGGGUAUUUCAGAAGACUUACGUGCUGAGCUGGGACAGACAUCUGCUGAGGAGCACAGACAAGAAAAGGUGGUUAGAGGAACAGAGGUGACCCAAGAGAGAAAGAAGGCAGAGCGUCAAGAAUCCAAAGAAAAAGUAGAAGCCGGGACUGGACUUAAAAUGGAUAAAGAGACAAAAGAAAUGAUUGAUGGAGAAAGAGCUGACAAGAUAGCUUCUGGAGAAGUUAGGAGAAACAUCCCCAUUUCAAAAGUAGCGGAAACCCCAUCAGGAAGCAGAGUUCUUAUUGAAGACGGUCUGGAUUUGCUAGUGUUCAGCUCUGUGGCUGAGCUGGAGCUGCUGGGCUUGGAGAAGCUGAAGUGUACACUGAUGACCCUGGGCCUGAAGUGUGGGGGUACACUACAGGAGCGCGCAGCCAGGCUCUUCUCUGUCAGAGGGUUGACAAGGGAGCAGAUCGACCCGGUGUUAUUUGCUAAGCCUUCAAAAGGGAAGAAGAAAUGAACUCAUCAGAGUGGAUUUCCUAUGUGUAGCCUCUUGGACUCAUGACCAAUAUUCCUAUUGAUAUUAAAGGCUCAUUUUUUUACUAAUCCAGUUCUAACUAUCCUCUUUGUUAUUUAUAAAAUUGAUGUGUGAAACCCUCUGAGCCUGAAGUUAUCUUUGUAGGAAGCUUUUUUAUGAUUAAUAUCUUAAAUAUAGGGCUAUUCAAAAUUUUAUUUCUUGUUAACUUGAGACAGGGUCUCACUAUGUAGUCCAGGCAGGCCUUAAACUGUACCUGAGUCUGACAUUCAAUUUAUGACCUAUCUUCCUGCCUCAUCCUCCUGAAUGGUGGGUUUCAGGCAUGUGCCACCAUGCUUGG
Fukomys damarensis (Damara mole-rat) is the source of this 2585-nucleotide messenger RNA. It is a transcript of the gene Sde2, whose product is annotated as SDE2 telomere maintenance homolog. Bases 869 to 2230 code for a protein of 453 amino acids. NCBI's taxonomy places the organism in Eukaryota, Metazoa, Chordata, Mammalia, Rodentia, Bathyergidae. The transcript has 7 exons. Gene Ontology annotation, cellular component: nucleus. The record is from RefSeq and is a predicted model, not a curated record.